AUGUCGCACGAACAACAGCUUCUCACGCGUCCAGCUCAUUCUAUUAUAAAACAAUCUUAUGAUUCGAGACUUCGUUUGGACACCGGCCAGAUUAAUGGCGACGGAUUUGGUGUAGGUGAUGGUGGUGUUGGUGUUGGAGAAGUUUUCGAACCGAUCAAGAGAAAAUUACAGCAGCACCUAAGUGAUGAAAUAUUCUCGCACGUUCAAGGGAAUACAGACUCCGAAUGGGCAUUCGCUCUGUUUCUCAGUAAGAUCGAGGAUCUGGAAAAUGGUCGAUUUAGUUACAGGACUCUACAGGCCGCAAUGUUGGAGACCAUUGAACACCUGAAUGCUUUGUCGAGAGAUGAGGGAAUCGAAGAGUCGGUGGUUUGCACCAGAUAUAUUAACAGUGAGAGUAAAGAGGCGGCAUCUUUGUAUUUUUCUUCGGGUACCAGCUUUACGGAAUAUAAGCCUGGACAUUAUAGAAUGAUCAAAGCCGAUAAACGCGAAGAUAUUGUUCUUGUCGCAUCAGAGCAAAAUCCGUUCACCGUACCAUGCUUUCAUCUAGAACCAUUGACAUUUGAAAAAGCGGAUUGGCUGACGAUUCCGACCAACACCUGUGUCGUCAUCACUCCGGGACUGAACGUGCUCUUGUUUCCUAUCAAGGAUCAAUUUUAUAAUCCCGAGCGAUCUAAAAAACUGUUUCGCGUCAACAACACCUGA
This is a messenger RNA of Acaulospora colombiana, 702 nucleotides long. The record is from the annotation of a GenBank genome assembly. Lineage: Eukaryota; Fungi; Glomeromycota; Glomeromycetes; Diversisporales; Acaulosporaceae.